CAUUCUGUAAUUUUGUGAUGUUUGCCCAGAGGGAGGAUGGAUUGCCCCCAGUGUCGCAGGCAAUGUGGGAAGAAUGACAAGUUCUGCAGUGAAUGCGGCUGCAGACUGUGCUCUGCAAGGACACCUGUCACAGACUCUGACCAACAGGAAGGGCCUGAGCAGCCAAUCAGUGAGAACCAUGUCCACUCUGAUGACCACACCCACUCCACAAGCCAUGGCCCCACCCCUGACACUCACCCUUUCGAAGAUGAGGCAGAGGAAACUGAAGACUCAAAGGAAAUCGCAAGACUGGCGAAAGAUGAGACCACCAGUAAAGUCCUUUCAAACGGCAUCUGCAGCAAGACCAGCUCAACAUCCAUACAAACAACCCCAAUGAGAGGAACCAGUCUGGAUAAGCUGUUGAGUGACUUGGGACUGGAACACCACCUGAAGAACAAGCUGACUCUGAGCAAGGUGCUGGAGAUUGAUGGAGAGACUUUAACUGAUGAAAGCAGCCAGUCUCUGAAAUCUCUGCCGUGGUCUUUCCUGAGGAGGUUGAUGACGGUGAAUGUGAUCGCUAGGAAUAUGAGGUGCACCUCAAAACAGGACAUUACUUCCCAAAACCUUGACAGCUUAAUGGACACCCUGUGCAAUCAGCAGGGCCACAGCAACAGAGUCAACCCCCUGGACCUCAUAACUGCUGUGUUUCUCUGCUCAGAUGGCUGUCUUCAGCAGGAGAUGGUUUUGAAAAUGUCCAUGUGCCAGUUCUCUGUGCCUCUGCUCCUUCCUAAGUGUGAUACACAGCAGUGCACUUUAAUGCUCUGGGCCAUGAGGGGUAUUGUGAAAACGUUCAAGCCGCACUCUUUGACAGACCCAAGCGGGUUUGUAGAGGAGAACAUUGUUCUCUCUGAGCUCCCCCUGGUCUCUUUUGUGAGGCUGGGAAACAGCAGCUUGUCCAAGUCUCAGAUUCUGAACCAAGUUCUCAGCAACCCUCAGCAGUACCACGACACCUUUGUUCACAGAAACAUGGAGUGCGGUGACACCACAAGGAGGAUUUCCAAUGGGCUGGUGGAGAUCAGCUGGUAUCUGCCCAGUGGGAACAGAAGCAUUGACAUCUUCUCUGAGCCACUGGCUAUAGCUAACCUCCGCGGGGACCUCAGUGACUUUGAAACUCAAUAUGCUUUCCUCUGCCACGAUUCUGCUGCCAUAUUUGUGUUCUGUGAUGAUUUUGGGUCAGAAUGCAAAUUUCUAGUCUCCCAGCACCUUAAGGCUCAUUGGUUCUUGAUCAUCAAUUCACAGAGCAAGAGCUUCAAUAAGGACGACUUCAGGAGAUUCGUUUCUGAGUUAAAACUAAAACCCAGUAACAUCAUCAUAAAGGGUCCACAGAUGAACGAUGCAGAUUUCCUCACUAACCUGCGUUCGGCUAUCAGUGGAAUUUUGAAGGGGAACAUGGUCAAGUUGAGUGUUGAAGGGAUGUCCGCUGUUGCCCAUGAGUUUGGGAUCCAGGUUGAUGAAGAUUAUACCGACUGUCAGAAGGGCAAGGAGAAGGCCGAUGCAAUCACAGAAAGGAUUUCUGAUAUACCAAGCUUCAAGGAGAAAGAGCUGCCCUUGCAAGGGAGUGCAUGGAAACAGCUGGCCAAACUGGAAAAGGAAGAGUGCAGGAUGAAAAAUGCUGGGAACAAAAACAUAGAAGAGUACAGGAAUGAGCUUGCAGAUCAGAAGCAGCAGCUCAGAGCACAGCAGAGGGCUCACAACAUCUCAGAGUCUAUGUCCCGUUUCAUCUCCGCGAUGUCCAGUUCCACAGAGGAGCGCAAGUAUUUCCUCAAGUGGAUGAGGAUCAACCUGGACAACCUGUCAUGCAAAACCCUUUCACUCCUUCAGGCCGAGUACAAGAAACACUGUCAGAAUGACUCCGAAAACAAGAAGCUCAUUAUGGAGUUAGGCAAGAAAAUCUCCAGGUGCUCCUUGGGGAUGGAGAACUUCCUGCGGGAAAUGGGUCAGCUGUACGAGUCGGCCUGCUCACUCCCUGAAGGCCCCACCCCUCAGAUUCAGAACCUGCCACGUCUGGCUGCCGAGCUGCUGCAGGAAGGCUUUCCUCUGGAGCUGGUGGAUGGAGAUGCAUUCAACAUUCCUCUGCAGUGGGUGACUCAGGUUCUGAAGGAACUCCAUCAACUAACACAGUAUAAAAGUAAGAUCCGGGUGGUCACUGUACUGGGGGUGCAGAGCACUGGGAAGUCCACCCUCCUGAACACCAUGUUUGGAGUCCACUUUGCAAUCAGCAGUGGAAGGUGCACAACAGGGGCCUUCAUGGUUCUCAUCAGAGUAAAAGAGGAUUUUAAAGAGCAGCUUGGAUGUGAUUACAUCAUGGUUAUUGACACUGAAGGGUUGAAGUCACCAGAGUUGACCCAGUUGGAUGACAGUUAUGAGCAUGAUAAUGAACUGGCCACUCUGGUGGUGGGGCUGAGUGACAUGACAGUCAUCAACAUCGCCAUGGAGAACUGCACAGAGAUGAAGGACAUCCUGCAGAUUGUGGUGCAUGCCUUCCUGCGCAUGAAAGAAGUUGGGAGAAAACCCUGCUGUCAGUUUGUGCACCAGAAUGUCGCAGAUGUCUCAGCCCAGGACAAGAACCUGAGAGACAAGAAGCUUCUGCUGGAGCAGCUGAAUGAGAUGACCCAAGUAGCAGCCAAGAUGGAAAAAAGGGGAAACAACAAAACAUUUACUGAUGUCAUGGAGUACGAUCCAGAGAGAAACACCUGGUACAUCCCUGGGCUCUGGCAUGGCAUCCCUCCCAUGGCACCGGUGAAUGCUGGCUACAGUGAGUCUGUGAAUCUGCUCCAGAGGAGUGUGAUUGAGCAUUUUAAGGAACACAAAUCUGGAAAGAGCUCACCACACACAUUCAAUGAGUUUCUUGAAUGGACCAGGAGUUUGUGGAGCGCAGUGAAGUAUGAGAACUUCAUCUUCAGUUUCCGCAACAGCCUGGUGGCUGAUGCUUAUACUCAGCUUUGCACUGAGUUCAACAAUUGGGAGUGGGCCUUCAGGAAGAGCAUGUACUCCUGGUUAACCCAAGCUGAGACAAAGAUGUCCAACUUUGGCACAAUAGCAACACAGAUUCAGCCAUCCUCCAAUGUAAAUGACUUACUGAGCAGCCUGAAAAGUGAGGCCUCCCUAGAACUCACUAAAGGGGAAAAGCUAAUUUUGGACAAUCUCAUGGAAUUCUAUGAUAGACCAGAGGGACACGUUCACUUGGUAGAGAAGUACAAGGCAGACUUCAUCAAUGCAGCCAAAGCCAUCCGGAGGGAGACAGAGAACUCUGUGAAUAACAAGCUUGAGGCAGCUGUGGAGAUUAGAAAGGGUAUGUUCAGGUUAGAGAGCAUCAAGAAAAAUCACACAGCCACAAUGGAACAAAAGGUGCUGGAUCUGGUUGAGAAAUGCAAGAAAAGUAAAGAGCCAUCGGAUCAAAAGCUAGAGAAAGAAUUUGGAAACAUGUGGAAUGAGACUGUGGCCGAAUUGCAGUUCCCUGGCCUGGAAAACCGAGACAUUGUCCAAGAUAUCCAACACCAGCUGUGGGUUAACUUAAGCAGAGAAGGUCCUGCAGUACAUGAAAUGCUGUCCAGUGUGGGGAACUUGUCUGAAUGUGGAAGAGAGCCAUUCUUCCAAGUGAAAGGUAAGCCAGAGGGAGUGUUUAAAAAGUUAGGGAACAAAUUAUUUGAAGAUGAACAGUUGAAGACGCAAAAGAUGGUGGAUCACGUCAUAGAUUGCAGCAGGCAGUUUGUGGAAGAGAAAGUGAGAACAAGGUCUGAUUACCAUAGCACAUACAUCACAGACCUGCUUCGCAUGGUAGAUGAAAACCUAGACAGACACAGGGAUCUGGAAACAAGUGCUGAAGUUCAAGCCAGUCUGAAGAUCCACAUCUGUGGACAUGCAGCACGGGAGUUUCAAAAAAUGCAUUUGAAUUUUAUCCAUACAAAUGAUCCCCGUCACUGUCUGGAGCAGUUCAAGGAACAGUACUGCACUGACUUUAAGGAUCUGUUCAGUAAAAGAGACCAGUGUCAGAAGAAAGCAGAGGAGUUCACCUACAGCUGUCUUGCACCUGCAGUGAAGGAAUACAUCACCAAGUCUCUGGGCCCUGACCUUGUGGAUGAUGUGUUGACAGGGCAGAAAGGCAUUGAUUUCAGCACUCGAUCCUUCUUCCAGUUCUCAAUCCUCAAGCAGCUGCUUUCAGGUGAUAACUUUAAGGACUUUUUGAAUUAUGUAAGAAACUACAAGAACUUUGUGCAGGGCUGGAUAUUUGAGCAGAUGAUACAGCAGUUCACAGAGGGGGAUGGUCUCAGGAACAUCAAGAACAAGCAUCUGAAGGUGAUGGUUCAACGAUUAAAGGAAGCCAUUAAGAAUGCAGAGAUGAAGGCCAAUGAAAGAGUGACAGAAAGGGGUGAGGAGGACCAGAACAUUCAGCAGUUCAUUCAGGAUAUCUGUAGUGAUCUACAGGAGCUUGCCAUCCCCAAAGACCCCCUCAGAGCCAUCCUGACCUUAAACACUGCCAAGCCAGAAGACUUUUCCCAGUGUCUGAAGGUGCUUGUGGAUGAAAUGGAGCAGUCCAUUGAUGCAGAAUUUCAGAGAGGUGGAGAUGUGAGAACCAGGCUGACUUCACUGCCCUUUCAGCCACAGAAGGAGCUGUUUAACAGGGUGUUUGGCUGUGGGAGGCAGUGUCCCUUCUGCAUGACCCCGUGUGAAGCAGGCGGCAAGAACCACACAGAGCACUUUGCUUCCAUUCACCGUCCUCAGGGGACCGGGGCAACAAAAUAUGUGCUCUCUUGUAAACUAUCGAGUGAUAUCUGCUCCUCUUGUGUUGCCAGUGAAGCACAAUUCAGGUCAACAGAAACAAAGUGGAGAUAUCAUCCAUGCAAGGACUAUCACAGCAUUUACCCUGACUGGCGCAUUCAGCCUGACACCAGCAUCCAGGCCUCAGACUACUGGAAGUAUGUCUUCAACAGGUUUAAUGAGCAGUUUGCCAAGGUAUAUGAAGCUGAGCCUACAGACAUUCCCCCCCUUUGGAGAGAUGUAACCCAAGACCAAGCCAUGAAAAGCCUGAAGGAAUCCUUCCAAAUGAAAACAGGAGAUUAAAUGGGUCUUACAGUCAGUUGGCUUGAAUAAUGAUACCGAGUUGUAUUAAUACCCAUUAGCCUGCUUAAAAUUCAUAAUGGUCAAGCACACAAGAGCCCCAGCCAAGCUGCAUGGUAUGAAAGAACUGCAGGUAUUUUUCAUGACAAAUAAAACACACUUCAUUUUAAAAAGGAAGA
Molecule: messenger RNA, 5276 nt
Organism: Anguilla anguilla (European eel)
Lineage: Eukaryota; Metazoa; Chordata; Actinopteri; Anguilliformes; Anguillidae
Product: interferon-induced very large GTPase 1-like
Exons: 5
Coding region: 37-5100 (1687 amino acids)
Molecular function (GO): GTP binding
Source: RefSeq, a predicted model, not a curated record